CCACUAGAUGGCAGCAAGGAAUAUGUUCACGUGCCAUUAUGGGCUUCAACAAAGGAAGUAGCCAGUGCACAGUUUUCUUCAAUUUAUAGCGGUUGCGGCGCAGACGACUGCAAAGAAAACAACAACAAUAACAGGUUUACUAAUGCCUAGGAACGUUUGUAGUAUACAUGCAUAGAUACUUUUAAUAGUUUAAGUUAUCAACUUAAUGCUCAACCGGAUCAAGGAGAGACUACUCAACUUUUCUGCAUUGCCAAAGAUGUCAUGUAUAGAGGGCCGUGUUUCACUUAUUUUGGAGGACUUGACCAAAAAGGCUGUUGCCGAAAUCAUGAAGUUGUUUGACGGCACUUUUGCUGCGUUCAUCGAAGAACUUAAUAAGAAACAGAGUGACAUUCAUCGUCUGACCAAGAAGCUGGAAGAGUUCAACAACCACGCUAAUCAAGUUGAUGUGAAGAACACAACAGGACAAACCUUGGGGAAGCUCCCCGCGCCACUGCAUGGUGAACCUCUCGACACCGUGCAAGACAGUAAUUUCGAGCAUGGUUAUUCCACUCAAGUUGCGCAGUUUGUUUUUGAAGGUGCCAUUGGUGCAGGCGCAGAUGUAGAUGAAGCACAGCCUGUGGUCCAGAUGGAAGAACAACCACCAGAGGAGGACACAGCAGCUGCAGGCCUAUUCUCAGUAGCUCCUGUGGAUUCCUCCAAGUCAGAGAGUGAGGAGGAGGAGGAGGAAGACGACGAUGAUGAGGAGGUGCUGGAGCUGGAGUCAGACGUGUCGGGUCCAAGUCAAAGCCAGACCUCCGGAGCUCCACGCAAGAAGGGGAAGGUGGGAGCUCGUUCUAAGAAAUAUCACAGGCGUAGGAAUAGUGUGGUCUAUGUUAACAAACGCUGCAAAGACUGCAACAAAUCCUUUUCUCGUCAAAUCCAUCUGGUUAAGCACCGCGCCUUGGUGCACAACAAGAAGGAGUUACCGGCCUGCAAUGUGUGUGCCACCACCUUCUUCACCACGAAACAGCUGACUGUUCACAUGCGGACUCAUACGGGAGAGAAACCCUUCGUCUGUGACAUUUGUGGCAAGUCCUUCAUCUGUCAGUUUUCACUUCGAACGCAUAAAAUGAAUAUCCACAAUUCACAUCCGAAAUGUAGCGUGUGCGGUAGUAGGGAAGACCAGCCAGACCCAUCGAGAAGACGCCGCAUUUCCACCAGGCCUUGUGCCAAGUGUGGCAAGACCAAGUAUAAAAUGUGACGUUCGUCAAAGGAGAAGAAAAGCAGAGUGCUGCAUUGGGUCAAUUGGUUGAAGGGGAAAAAAUCAGGUACUCCUCAGAUAGAAAACUUAAGAUUUCAGUACUCCGCUUCUGACUUUCAUGACUACAGGUUCAUCAGAUGGUCAACAUGCCAGUUACGUGUCCAGUAUGUAACAGUUCUGUAGCCUGGGAAAAGCCUUGCUGCCUUGUGCGCACUGGCUCGCAUGGAAACCCUCUCUGAAAUCUUCACCCGAGUUUGGGAACAUAGCAACAAAACGGGGAGUAAAGGCAAGACGUAUUAUUAGACUAACAGAAGCUUGCAGUAUGUACACAGAUCCACCGUGUGUUUUUAAUGUUUUGGGGGGCUUUUUGCCUCUAUUCGCUAGGACAGUGAGGAGUACCUAUUUGCCUUUACAAUGGCCAUUGCACAGAUUCUGGAAAUGCACUGGUACUCAUUUCCCAUCUCCCCUCAGGUUAAAGGUGCACUGUGUAGGAUGGUGGCUAGAGUAGGUAUUGCAACUAUGCUGCUCAUUGACACUGUGCCUAUUACCAAAUUUGAUCUUUUCAUGGGUAUUUGCUAAAUAAUAAACCACUGUUUAUUAGUAUGAACAAAGUACAAUAUUUUUUUAACUAAAAAAAUUACACAGUGCACCUCUAAGUAAUUGAGUUUUACCUCUCAGAUACAGUAAGUGCACAGUCUUCCUGUGCAAGUAGGCCAAGUCUUGAUGCUGUUGUGAUCUUGUGACUUUUAUUAUUGUCUUUGAUUGUGUAUGUGCGUGUGUGCGCACCUUCUCACGUGCACCUCCAGAGCUGGUGUGGGAAUGUUU
Molecule: messenger RNA, 2065 nt
Organism: Engraulis encrasicolus (European anchovy)
Lineage: Eukaryota; Metazoa; Chordata; Actinopteri; Clupeiformes; Engraulidae
Product: zinc finger protein 852-like
Exons: 2
Coding region: 206-1240 (344 amino acids)
Biological process (GO): regulation of transcription by RNA polymerase II
Cellular component (GO): nucleus
Molecular function (GO): DNA-binding transcription factor activity, RNA polymerase II-specific
Source: RefSeq, a predicted model, not a curated record